Messenger RNA from Cyphellophora attinorum, 837 nucleotides. RefSeq lists its product as uncharacterized. Bases 1 to 837 code for a protein of 278 amino acids. Lineage: Eukaryota; Fungi; Ascomycota; Eurotiomycetes; Chaetothyriales; Cyphellophoraceae. The record is from RefSeq and is a predicted model, not a curated record. The transcript has 2 exons.
AUGGCAGGCGAUGCUGUUGCUGCCAAUGUGCUUGGAACGGCAGGAGCAAUUUGCUGGUCUGUACAGUUGAUCCCUCAGAUCAUCAUCAACUACCGCAGACAUGACACUACCGGUCUUCAGCCAACUAUGAUGUUGUUGUGGGCAUGCGCAGGGUGUCCACUCGGCGUCUAUAACAUUGUCUCCGACUUCAACAUUGCUUUGCAGAUACAGCCGCAGAUCUUGACUUUCCUCAGUCUCUUGACAUGGACUCAGUGUAAGUAUUAUGGCAGCAAGUGGACGCCAACGAAAUGCUGUCUGCGUGCUAUCCCCAUCGGAGCGCUCAUGGGUGGCGUGGAAAGUGGGCUUGUUCUCGGUCUCAGGGAAGCUAGGUCUGACAACGUGACCUGGCCAAUAACCUUGAUGGCUGUGUUGGCUGCGGUGCUGCUGUCGCUGGGCGUGUUGAGACACUACUGGGAUAUCUUCCAGGAACGUACCGUACGCGGAAUCUCUUUCACCUUCGUCGCCAUUGAUGCGCUUGGCGACCUAACCUCGUUGAUGUCGAUAUUCUUCGAGCCACAUCUGGAUAUCCUUGGCAUGGUCAUUUAUGGCUCGGAGCUGGUAUUGUGGCUAGGUGUCAUGGCUGCGGGGGGAUACUACAACCUGAUACCCUGGGCACAACAGAGACUGCAACAGUGGAUGUCGAAUCAACAGCAGCGCAGGCAGGCUACUUCAAGCCCGUACGAAAUCACACACGCAAGGUCAUCCAGUUCGGUAUUCCAGACCGCUUCUGCCAACGGCGAACCAUCUGAGAGCCUGCCCACCGCGAUGAGGCUGCGAGCUGUGCCUUCUCAGGGCUGA